AAUAUAUAUCCGAAAUAAUCCAUUGGAGGACUUGGACGAACUAACUUUUUUCAAAAGAUUUAGGUUGUACAAAACAACAGUUAUUGAACUUAUGAGAGUGUUACAACCGGAUCUAGAAUAUCCUAAUGAAUUAAAUAACAGUGUCUCUCCAGUAAACCAGUUCCUGACUUGUUUAAGAGUAUAUGCUACUGGUGGUCAUUUAAGUUCUGUAGCCGAUUUCACCCAAAUGGAUACAUCUACAGUUAGCCGAAUCGUCCAAAAAGUUUCAAUGUGCUUGGUUCGGUUAGCUCCAAGAUAUAUUAAAAUGCCAGUAGCACAUGAAUUUAGAAGAAAGCAGACUAAAUUUUAUAAUAUAGCCAGACUUCCUAGAGUUUUAGGUGUGGUAGAUGGUACACAGAUUCGUAUUCAGUCUCCAGGCGGGGAAGAUGCUGAGAUAUUUCGCAAUCGGAAAUCGUAUUUUUCCAUUAAUACCCAAGUAAUAUGUGACGCCGAUUUAAAAUUUAUCAAUUUGGUUGCUUCUUGGCCUGGAUCUUCGCACGAUUCAACUAUUUUUAAUAAUAGUAAUGUUUGCACGCGAUUUGAAAGAGGAGAAUUUGCAAAUGGAAUUUUGCUUGGAGAUAGCGGUUACCCUUUAAAAAAUUUCUUGUUGACACCACUGCGUAACCCAAAUAAUCGCGAACAAAAUUUGUAUAAUGAAGCUCUAAUUCGCACAAGAGUUACCAUUGAGAGAGCAAUUGGUGUGUGGAAAAGGCGCUUUCCUAUCUUGGCAUAUGGGUCUCGAUUAAAAGUCGAGACAACUUUAUAUAUAAUAACUGCCACCGCUGUUUUACACAAUAUUGCACGGGAAAUGAAUGAGCCAGAGCCCCCUCAAGGAGACGAAAUAAGUAUUAAUGAACUUGAUUAUUUGAUUGAUAUUGGCCAAUUGCAAGAUGUUAACAUAAAUAAUAUUUCCAACAAUACACAGCAACAAUUUGUUAAUUACUUUGCAAGCUUGCAAUAAAAUUAGUCAAUAAUUUUUAUUUUUUUUUGGUGAGGUUUAGGAUUAGUUAAGUAAUUACAUGUAGAUUGGUUUUAUUGUUUGUAGUAGUAGUUUUAGUAAGAAAAUGUAUUAAUAAAAAAUUGUUAAAAAACAUCUGUAUUUAAAAAAAAAACUUGCAACGAACUAAAUUUGACAAUUGAUAUAAUAUACAACAAAAAAUAUAUGAAUUAGCAAUUA
Dendroctonus ponderosae (mountain pine beetle) is the source of this 1216-nucleotide messenger RNA. Its product is annotated as putative nuclease HARBI1. NCBI's taxonomy places the organism in Eukaryota, Metazoa, Arthropoda, Insecta, Coleoptera, Curculionidae. The record is from RefSeq and is a predicted model, not a curated record.